Messenger RNA from Tripterygium wilfordii, 1201 nucleotides. RefSeq names its product CASP-like protein 4A3. Bases 78 to 944 code for a protein of 288 amino acids. The record is from RefSeq and is a predicted model, not a curated record. NCBI's taxonomy places the organism in Eukaryota, Viridiplantae, Streptophyta, Magnoliopsida, Celastrales, Celastraceae. The transcript has 3 exons.
CUUUCCACUUCUUCAUUGAUUUGCUUAAUUGCUUUUCCUUUUUGGGCUUUUGUCCAGUUAAAUUCCCGAGAAAAGCAAUGGAACCCAAAACCGGACUGCAAAACCACAACAUGAAACGAUCGUCUUCCUCCAAUUCCGAAUCGCAGAGUCACCUCGAAUCGCCUCUCCGAUUCCAUUCACCUCUUCAAUCUGACCAGGGUGAUCCGACUGACACCCCUCCCUAUGCAUCCCCAAUCGCAUCACCGGAGAAGCCUCCUCCGGAUAACUCUAAGGCUAUCGUCUCCUUCGACAAGUACACCCAGUUCUCCCCGCAUCCGUCCCCUUUUCAGCCGGCGGGGGAAAAGCGGCUGCCUCAGUCGCAGCCACCAAUGGUGUUCAAUAGAGCGGUGAAGGAGGAUGGUCCAGCGACGGCGACGAGAGUGGGGCACGCGGUAGGGGAUGGGAGGUUUGAUACGACGAGUUCUGUACCGAGGACAUCGAUAAGAGAAGAUAGGCUGAAGAUGGCAGAGCUAGGGUUUAGAAUUAGUGAGGUUGUUUUGUGCUUGAUUUCGUUCUCUGUUAUGGCUGCAGAUAAGACUCAGGGUUGGAGUGGCGAUUCCUUCGAUCGCUACAAAGAAUACAGGUAUUCCUUGUCCAUGAAUGUUAUUGGGUUUGCAUAUUCGGGGUUUCAAGCUUAUGAUCUGGCCUAUAAUCUAGCCAAUGGGAAACAUUUGUUACGCCACCAUCUUCGUCGACAGUUCAAUUUCUUCAUGGAUCAGAUAUUGGCAUAUCUCCUGAUAUCAUCAUCUUCAUCAGCUGCAACACGAGUUGAUGACUGGCAAUCUAAUUGGGGCAAAGAUGAGUUCACUGAGAUGGCUAGUGCAUCAGUCGCGAUGGCCUUCUUAGCGUUUUUGGCCUUUGCCUUGAGCUCCCUCAUCUCUGGUUACAACCUAUUCACCGCAUAACUCCUUUUGAGCAAGGAGUGUAAAUUAGUUGCUUGAAAAUAAAACAAGAUAAUGCCAUUGCACAUCAUUUUUUUAAUAUUGUACAUAAGCAGGUUUAAUAUCAAGCAGUCUCCGGACUUUGCUCGUUUUGACUUGUUUCUUUUCACUUAUUUCUUACUGGAGUAAAUGUACCAUUUAUAUUCGGAUUUUCUUCUACAUGUAUAUUUACUUGUUCGUUUCAAAUGCCAUGAUUGAAGAAUGUUAGGAUUGGAAGAGAA